This is a messenger RNA of Plasmodium vinckei vinckei, 1461 nucleotides long. Its product is annotated as conserved Plasmodium protein, unknown function. Lineage: Eukaryota; Apicomplexa; Aconoidasida; Haemosporida; Plasmodiidae. The record is from RefSeq and is a predicted model, not a curated record. Bases 1 to 1461 code for a protein of 486 amino acids. The transcript has a single exon.
AUGAAUAGCGAGCAUAAUAAAAAUUAUAAUAACCAUAAUGAAAGAUCUAGCUUGGUACCAAAGGAAUAUAAUAACAAUUUCCGUAUAAACCCCAAUUCAAUGGUAGACAACAAUAGUAGUAAUAUUUAUUUUGCAAAUCAAAAUAUUAAACAAACUGAUAAUGGUGAAAGUAUUUUUGGAUCAGGCAUAAGAAAUAUACAAAAUGAUCAUUUAAAAACAUUUAAUAUAAAUGAUAUAAAAAAAGAACCAAGUAAUAAUAAUCGAAAUAAAAACAUGUCUACUAAUUUACUCAAUUUUUCGGAUGAUAUAACAAACAAUAUAAAUGAAAAUAAAAAUGAUACUCUAAUUAAUAAUUUUAAUAGUCCCAUAACAAUUUUAGACGCGCAAAAUAAUUCAAAUUUUUACCAAACUGAGGGUUUUGAAAAAAAAUAUAAUACCAUAUCUGAAAAAACAAAUAAUACACAAACAAAUAUAACAGGAGAAAUGAAUAUAAUAAAUUUAAAUAACCAAAUAAAUGAAAAUAAUUUUGAUGAAAAUAGUGAAAACACAUCUUUUGGUUUUUUCCCUUUAUUUAAAAAGUUAAAUAAUAUAAGAACUAAAUUACUAAAUUUUUAUGAUAUAGAUAAUGAUAUAAUUAUAUAUCGAUGUAUGUGUGCAUUAUUCCCUUAUUGUGAUGUCGAUAAAAAAUCUUAUUAUAUGAAUAAUUUUAAUGAUAUUGAACAAGGUGACAUUGGUCCCAAAAUACAAAACAAUACAACCACACACAAUGCUUCAGACAUAAACAAUUUUACAUCAAACAAUUCAGACAAUGAAAACUAUGAUGAAAAUGAAAAUAUCAGAACUGUAGAAUCUAUUAAUGAUGAUGCUUUUGAUUAUUAUGAUAACAAAUUGAAUAUUAUAAAAAAUCCAGACAUAUAUGGAUUUAUAUGGUUAAAUAUAUUUAUUUCUUUUAUAUAUUUUUUUAUUUUCAAUUUAAGUAAUACUAUAUUUAAUACCACAGUAAAUAUAAAUGAAGAUUAUAUAAAUAGUUAUAUUUAUCAAAAUAAACUAAAUGUUCUAUAUAAUACAUUAUUUUCUAUUUACUUGUUUAAUAUACUACUCCCUAUUUCUAUACUACUAGCUAAUUAUUUUAUUACAAAAAAAAAAUUCGCUAUUAAAUUAUCAUCCUUAAUUUCUUUAGUUAGUUAUAAUAAUAUUAUUUUACUACCUUUAAUUCUUAUUUAUAAAUUUACAAUUAUAGACACAACUAUUUCUAUUAUACAUUUUCUAUGUUCAUUUGCACGUCUACUACUUUUUAUUUCUUAUAUUGUUACAUCAUUAAUGUAUAUAUAUAAAUUUACUAUAAAAAUAUAUCGUAAUAAUUUUUCAAAUGAAAUUAUUUAUUUUAAUUAUUUCAUUUAUACUAUCUCCUAUAUCUCUUUAUAUUUUAUGCUUAAAUCUUACGUAUUUAAUUAUUUAUAA